Molecule: messenger RNA, 1422 nt
Organism: Schizophyllum commune H4-8
Lineage: Eukaryota; Fungi; Basidiomycota; Agaricomycetes; Agaricales; Schizophyllaceae
Product: alpha/beta-hydrolase
Exons: 9
Coding region: 102-1220 (372 amino acids)
Cellular component (GO): membrane
Molecular function (GO): palmitoyl-(protein) hydrolase activity
Source: RefSeq, a predicted model, not a curated record
AUCUGAAGCACGGGGUCUCUUUCACAGCAACGGUGUUGAGAGGAAAGCGCGCUAUGCUGGUGACCUAACCCUGCAUCUCGUAUACGACUACUUGGCGAUCUAUGAUGGAUGAGGAGACUAUGACAGUGGGGAAGAUCCUGGGGAGGCUCAUCCGCCACGGACAGUACCUCUUGGUGUACCCGUACGCGUACACGGAAGGCAGAGAUCAUAUCUACUCCCCAAUUGAGCUCGGCCUCUUUGACCCCUUCGAGGACCUACGUCUCCCCACACCAGACGGCAUAACACUCCAAGCCUACCUCUUCCGCAAGCCACUCAACUAUUCAUCUAGCUCGAGACUUACUAUCAUAAUGUUCCAUGGGAAUGCAAUGAACCUGGGGGAGUUCACGCACAUUGCGCAGUACUUCGUACGAAGACAGUACAAUGUCCUGGUCAUGUCGUACAGAGGGUAUGCGAAGUCAACAGGGAAGCCCACGCAGAAGGGUCUUCGAAUAGAUGCUCAAACCGCGCUCGACUUCGUCCUUAAUGACGAUCGCCUCAAGCACACUCGUGUCAUCCUAUAUGGCCUCUCCCUCGGUGGUGCCGUCGCCAUCGACCUCGCCAGCAGGAAUUCGGACAGGAUCGCCGGCCUCAUCAUCGAGAACACCUUCCUCUCCCUCCCCGCCGUCGUGCACGACUGGCCCUACCUCGGCCACCUCUCCUGGGCCGUCCACCAGCGCUGGAACUCGGCCGCGCGCAUCAAGCACAUCUCGCGCGACGUGCCGAUAUGCAUGAUGAGCGGGCUGGGGGACACGGUGGUGCCGCCGAAGCAUCUGAAGGGCCUGUGGGAGAUUGCGCAGGGGAGGGGGGUGGUGAAGUGCAAAGAGAAGGGGAAGGGCGUUGGGAAGGACAAGGGGCCGAGUGGUGGUAGGGGGAAGCCGGGGAAGGGAGGAGAUGCGGGGAAGGGAGGCGACGCGGGGAAGGGAGGCGGGAGUGGGUCGAGCUUGACCAGUACCAGCAAGGGAGCGGACGAGGCGGAAGAGGAGACCCCUUUGAAGGACGAGUUCCAUACGUUCCGGUUCGGGCAUCAUCACGACACACACGAACAGCCCGGAUACUGGAAGCGCAUCGACGGCUUCAUGGACAAGAUCAAGGGGCAGAAGACGCGCCCGAUGUCCGGCGUGCCGGCGACAGCGCCGACCGCAACGAAGCGGAGGUCGUGGAAGGUGAUGACUUGGGGGUGAGAGGUGUCAGGAUGAGCGAGGGGUGAGGGGUUGGGGGGAUGGGUGCAAGGAUAAGGGGGGAGGACGUCGGGAUGGCAGGAGGAUGGCGGGAUGACAAAGGUGUCGGCUUGUCGGAUUGCGGACAGUGCAUGCUACUAACAUAGGACUUCGCUAAUGUGUAUAUAGGGUAAUUCAGUGGUCUCGUAUGCUUGACUUCGGCGUC